AUGCACAUUACAGAUCAAUUCUACAGACUAUUUUCAAGACAAAAUCGAACUGCCCUUUUUUCAAACGGAGUAAAUUCUCAGGGAUGUGAUCCUCGUUGUGAUUGUGACGAAGUAGCAAAAGGUUGCCCCGGUCCUCGUCAUUGUAUGAAACCGGAUCCAGAUAAUUGUAACACUUUUAUUCAAUGUAAUGAUGGAGGACUGUUAUAUGUAAUGCCAUGUGCAGUUGAUUUAGAAUGGAAUGAUAAAGGACUAACUUGUGAAAGACCAGGAAAUAGUACAUGUCAUCCACCAGCUUUGAAUGUAGAUUUAGGUGUAGAUCUUUAA
Messenger RNA from Heterostelium album PN500, 324 nucleotides. RefSeq names its product carbohydrate-binding module family 14 protein. Lineage: Eukaryota; Evosea; Eumycetozoa; Acytosteliales; Acytosteliaceae. Gene Ontology annotation, molecular function: chitin binding. Gene Ontology annotation, cellular component: extracellular region. The transcript has 2 exons. The record is from RefSeq and is a predicted model, not a curated record. The coding region runs from base 1 to 324 and encodes 107 amino acids.